AAAGGAAGAUUUCAUUGCUUAUAAGGUCUUCUCUGUCCUGGAUUGGAAAUCAUCGCAGUGUUCUUCUUGUUGUUCUGAAAAAUAUUUCCAGAUUUUCGUCAGUUUUGAUUGAAAAAGAAAAGAGAAGAUUAAUUAUGGAAGAGACUCUGAAAGAACAGCAGGCUUCUGUUGUGGUUCCUGGGAAGUCGAAGUUAAGAUAUCCACUGAGAUCGGCGACGAAAGCAAAAGAGGAGAAGCCGCCGGUCUCUGAACUGUCAAAUUCUGCCGCUUCCAAGAGGGGAAAGCCUGCGUCAAGUGUAAGUAAAAGUGUGGGCGUUCUUGAUCUCUCUGGCAAGGACAAAUCUGCCAAGCCGCCCAGAAGAUUGUCUGUUCCUGCCAAGUCACUGGUCACUUCAGCUGCAAAACCAGCUGCUAACAUCACUCCAAUCUCUGAGGCUAGAACAAAGAGAUCCACUAAUAAUCAGGGGAAAAUUGAGACACCUCUUUCUGAUGUUUCCAGGACAUCAAACCGAAAGAAGUUCAACAUGCUCUCCUCAGCUUCAUAUUGGCUGUCGCAAAUUAAGCUCUCUGAAUCAGCUGUUAAGCACUCGAUUUCUCUUGGUUUUUUCAAGCUUGCUUUAGAAGCUGGAUGUGAGCCUCUUCAACGUAUGACGGAUGAGCUUAAAUCAUAUGUGAAACGCCAUGAUGAUGAACUUGCUGAAAUCAGGGAAUGUGUGAAUGAAUUGUUUGAGAGCUACAGAAUUGCGGACAAUCAAGAGCAGUUACAGGUUUCUGAGUCCUGUUCUCAAGUACCUGAAGAGGGAACUCGAUCAUCUGAUGAUGAAGUUCUCAGCUCCUCCUCAGCGGGAAAUUGGAAACUGAGACCUAGAUCUCUAAACGCUGAUGCUGCUCCAGUUUCCAGAGUCACAGAAUCAGCUAAGAAGGAGAUUACACAGAAGAAUACUACCACACCUAGGACCAGAGCAUCUCAGAACAAGAGUACUAUGAAUUCAAGAUCUGUUUCAGGCACUGCUGUUCAAAAGCUGCAGAAGAAGCCUCAGAGGUCAAGUAAGCAAGAAGCUACCAAGGAAAAGGAUAAGAUCAAGAAGCAGGGAAAGAAAUCUGCUGCAGAAGAAGCAGGUCCAAUAAGCCCAUCUGCCACUGCGGUUGCUCCUGAAGAAAACAAAGAAAAUAUGGAUGCUCCGCCAAUGGAGAUCAGUCAGACAGAUUAGCUAGUCAGUUCGGGAAAAUUUACUAAAAUCUUAUCAUUCUCCUACUCUUUGUGGGUCUUCAGUCUUUUUUUUUUCUUCUUCCAUGUGAGGGCUUCUCUGGACAUAAUUUGAAAAGAGUUCAAGGUGGAGGUGAUGUUUUCAGUCUGGUGUGAAAGCGAGACAAUUUCACUUGUUUUAAGAAGUGUGUAUUGGUGUUUUCAGUAUUUUAAAUUUACUGGUAAAGCAAAUUGUAUCUGAUGAAUUCUUUAUAAGGUAUUUUUGGCUUAAUAUUAAUAUAUAUAUAUAUAUCAAUCUUUUCU
Molecule: messenger RNA, 1510 nt
Organism: Manihot esculenta (cassava)
Lineage: Eukaryota; Viridiplantae; Streptophyta; Magnoliopsida; Malpighiales; Euphorbiaceae
Exons: 6
Coding region: 135-1211 (358 amino acids)
Source: RefSeq, a predicted model, not a curated record